UAUCUCGUUGGGACAUUGCGUUUUAUGUGAAGCUGUUAUAUUUAUUUCUGCAUUUAAGUGUAAACAAUUUAUUGUUUGGAAGAGGUUUAAAACUCUUUGUGAAUCCUUGUGAACGAUUGAGUGUUUUAUUGUUUUAAUAAUCUAGAAUUAACCAUGACCAGUAACUUCCCUGACGCACCACCGCCCUACUCAGUUGAGCCACCUCCACAAGGCAUCUCAGUGGUACAACUUCAGCCUCCGCCUGCCUCGAACAUACCCAUUGCGGUACCCAUCAAUGCGCCGAUGGGACCACAACCAGCGAUCUUAGUCUGCAGUUCAUGUCAACAGCAAAUAUUGACAAGGACCGAAGUUAAAAACACAACUAAGACUCACUUGUGGGCUCUAUGUUGCUGUGUCUUUUUAUGUUGGCCCUGUGCUUGCCUACCUUACUGCAUGCCUGGCUGCAAGGAUGUGACGCACUACUGUCCAAACUGCGACGCAUACAUUGGAGCCCACAAGAAUUAAGAUUUUUCCCUUAAAUGUUGGUAUCAUUUAUCGGGAAUCCCUGCAAUUCGAACUUUUAAUCAACUUUGGAAUGAUAAAAGUUGAGGCAAAGAAGGAAGUGUUACGAGAAGCGUGUUUUAAAUUUCCUGAUUUGGGAUAAAAGCAAAUCAGCUUAAUUCGUGCAUGCUAUACUGAAUAUUAUUUGUCUGAUGUAUCUGUUAACAAGCUUUAAUUAAUGUUAAUGGUAAUAAAUAAUUUAGCUAAUGUUUUAA
This is a messenger RNA of Trichoplusia ni (cabbage looper), 755 nucleotides long. RefSeq names its product lipopolysaccharide-induced tumor necrosis factor-alpha factor homolog. The transcript has 3 exons. Gene Ontology annotation, molecular function: zinc ion binding. Bases 154 to 504 code for a protein of 116 amino acids. The record is from RefSeq and is a predicted model, not a curated record. Lineage: Eukaryota; Metazoa; Arthropoda; Insecta; Lepidoptera; Noctuidae.